ACUUGUCAUCCAACUGUUUAAAUGCCAUCUAAACCCCUCGCCAGCUUUUGACCACUUCUCUCUCUCUCUCUCUCUCUCGCACACACACACACACACACACACACGUUCAUAAUCCAAUACAUUCAAAACGGCGCAGGAUCGAUAAUGAUGGAGUUGUUUGAAACCAAUCCCUUUUACUGCCACGAUCAGCGGUAUCUGGUUGGCGAGAGCAUGGUUUUUACACAAUUGGAUGGGACUGCCGUGUCUCCCCUCUACCCAGGAAGCGAGGACGGUUUGUCCCCAGUCGGAGACGCUGGCCAAGCCGAGCCCAGCUGUGACAGCGGCGGCGAGGAACACGUGUACGCGCCGCCGAGUCUCAAGUCCCACUGCCCCGGACAGUGCCUGAUCUGGGCAUGUAAAGCGUGCAAGAGGAAAUCGGCCACGACCGACAGAAGGAAGGCGGCGACUCUCAGGGAGAGGAGGAGGCUCAAGAAAAUCAACGAGGCUUUCGAGGCGUUAAAGCGCAGGACAGUGCCAAACCCUAACCAGCGGCUCCCCAAAGUGGAGAUUCUCCGCAGCGCCAUUCACUACAUCGAGAAGCUCCAAGAUCUGCUGCAAAGCCUGGACCAGCAGGAUAAGCUGCAGGAGAACGUGGGGUCGAUCAACACUUGCAAUGGCUCCCAUUCACUGAUGGACGCUGCAGAUCACUGGGGAACAAACACCUGUCCUUCUGGAUGGGCAAACUUGUCUGACCAUUCCAACAUCCCAAACAAACUACACAAAGAAGGAAACAACUUGGAAUCAUCAGGAACCAGCAGCCUUCGUUACCUGACCUCAAUAGUAGACAGCAUUUCCACGGACGAAUCCACUGCACUAUACAACCAAGACUCAUCUGCAAAGUAAUCAUACGCUCCGAUUGGAAAUAUAUACAGAUGGUUUGCUAUACUGUACUCGCUUGCCCCAUAUCGUUUUGCUGUGUUGUACCAGGACAAAAUAUUGUUAUACCUAGUGAACAUAUCGAUCUUUAGAAAAACAAAUAAUCAUUCCCUUUCGUAGAAGGAAAAGGCCAAAAAUCAUUUAUUCGACCAAGGUUAAUUCUAAAGCAACCGUUUGAAUCACAUAAUGCGUUGUAAAUAUGUUUGUAAAAAAACCCAGCGUGCGUAUAUCCACUGACAUUUCAUAAUUUUAUAAGAUAUCUUUGUUUUAAGCAAUAUGUAUUGAACUUAUAUUGUAAAAUCGGAAUAAAAUCCUUUAUUUGAUGUUUA
Molecule: messenger RNA, 1244 nt
Organism: Amblyraja radiata (thorny skate)
Lineage: Eukaryota; Metazoa; Chordata; Chondrichthyes; Rajiformes; Rajidae
Gene: myf6
Product: myogenic factor 6
Exons: 3
Coding region: 145-882 (245 amino acids)
Biological process (GO): skeletal muscle cell differentiation; positive regulation of myoblast differentiation; muscle organ development
Molecular function (GO): RNA polymerase II cis-regulatory region sequence-specific DNA binding; protein dimerization activity; DNA-binding transcription factor activity, RNA polymerase II-specific
Source: RefSeq, a predicted model, not a curated record